UCCACGACUUACCGGUACGACUUGAUUUCCUGUGCACUCUCUCGUUUCCCCUUCCGAUUCCCAACGAGCGGUGCGGCUCCCGGGUCCCAUGGCUGAACCCGCCCUGCAGCAAGCGCCGGCCAACGACGGCCCCGCUGCCCCCGCCGUGGAAGCUACCCUCCCCGGCUCGGGUUCUAAGCGGCAGCGCCGCCCCAGCGUCCGCCUCGGUGACAUCGGUGAACAGCCGGCGGCCAUUCCGCACGAACCAUUCGUCCGCCGGAGCAAGCACUGGAAGCACUCCGCCGCUGCUGGGAGAGAUCAUCCCCGCCACCCUCAUGUCUCCAAGGCACGUCCCGUCAUCACUCCCGUCCCCGACGGCUCCAGGGAGUCUCCGGGCUUUUACCAGGCACCGCCGUCUUCCGCCGCGGGCAACGGGGUGCUCCUCCCCGUCGACGAGAACCUCGAGCCUCUUUCCGUCGGGGUAAGGCGGUACCGCGACGCGAAGGCCCGGAGGAGCGGCGCCGGCGGGGCCGCGGGCAGGCGGGCGAGGUCGAGCUGGACCUCCUCCAAGGUCGAUGAGGGAAUCGACGCCACCGCUGCCGACUUGAAAUCGAGCGGCGGGGAGGACGCCGGAGAGGGAGGUUGCAGGGAGUUUGAUGAUCUCCGGGCGGAGGAUUCCGAGAGUCCAUCCGAUAGAAGAGAGGCGGCGGCGGCAUUUAGGGUUAGGGUUCCGGAGACCGAGGAUAUGGGACAUGAUGGAGACGCCCCGGAAGGAGAUGCGCCAUCAGAGAACGACGGUGGGGAUUGGAACGAUCAGAAUGGACGGUGUGGAUUGCUCGAGGAUGGAGGAGUUCGAACGUGGCUGAGCCGGCUGGGGUUGGAUCGCUACGCUCCAUUGUUUGAGAUCCAUGAAGUGGACGAUGAGGUGCUUCCUUUGCUCACGAUGGAAGAUUUGAAGGACAUGGGGAUCAACGCCAUUGGGUCGAGGAGGAAGAUGUACUGUGCCAUUCAAAAGCUCAAGAAGGGAUUGCCGCAAGAGUCCUUGCAUGAAGAGUGUGGUUAACUACAAACAAAGUUGUGGCUUUUUGCUGGGAAGGAUGGAAUUACUUGCCUGAAAUGAGUUUGAUAACAAUAUGGUGAGCUAACAUGAUUCCAGCAAUGGUCUGACAAAGCACUGACACGAUUCAGGUCUGAGCAUAAAAUAUUAUGAAUGGCAACUGAACGCAAUACUAGGAAAUUUUCAAUUUUGGUUGAUCGGUGCCUGGUUGGAUCUCUGUGACACCUUGACGUUUCAAUUUUAGUCUACGUGGUUGGAAUGUAUUGCUCAUAUGGCUCCAUCACAACAUGGUUGGCGAGGAACUGGCUUUGGGCAUUGUGUAUACAGAUUUUUAGCAAAUGAUGUGCAUGGGUAUGGGAUGUUGUGGCAUAGUUGGCACGAAAUAGAGGAUGAACAAUGUAUACUGUGGCGAGCUUCCAGUAAGAUGUGAAAAUUGAAUUGGAUGGCCCAUGCUUAUGGGAUCCCUAUUGUAAUCUGGGAACUACUACUGCUUAUUGAAACACAAGAUGGGACCCAAAUUUUAAAUAGGCCCGUAUUGUUACACGCAUUUGUUAUUGAUUUGCUCUGGAA
Messenger RNA from Musa acuminata AAA Group (dessert banana), 1606 nucleotides. RefSeq lists its product as uncharacterized. Gene Ontology annotation, molecular function: protein binding. The record is from RefSeq and is a predicted model, not a curated record. Bases 89 to 1042 code for a protein of 317 amino acids. Lineage: Eukaryota; Viridiplantae; Streptophyta; Magnoliopsida; Zingiberales; Musaceae. The transcript is spliced from 3 exons.